This is a messenger RNA of Fonsecaea multimorphosa CBS 102226, 1410 nucleotides long. RefSeq lists its product as uncharacterized. The transcript has 2 exons. The record is from RefSeq and is a predicted model, not a curated record. The coding region runs from base 1 to 1410 and encodes 469 amino acids. Lineage: Eukaryota; Fungi; Ascomycota; Eurotiomycetes; Chaetothyriales; Herpotrichiellaceae. Gene Ontology annotation, molecular function: lyase activity.
AUGCCUCACGCAUCCCCGGAAGAGACUGUGCCUGGAAGUAUUACUCGACAGUUGGCGGAAUUUGUAUACCGCACGACAUGGGACGACAUCCAACCCAUCCGCAAUGUCCUUGAGUGCGGCCUUUUGGACUACAUUGGACUUGCUUCAUACGCCGUCGAGCAUGUCGCCUCAAGCCCGGUCUUUAUUGAAGCGGUCAACAACCUGUCCGCCACGGGGCCAGGCUCUGUCUUGGGCCUCUCACGCAGGUACCAAGCGCAAUACAGCGCCCUGCUGAACGGAACCUUGGUGCAUUCUAUGGACUGGGACGAUACCAACAGUGUGGCUUCUCUGCAUCCGGGCGCCUCUGCCAUCUCAGCAGCUCUCGCCCAAGCAGAGUUGGAGAUGAGUGCCGGGCGCAAGGUAACGGGACGCGAGUUCCUCACGGCGGUGGCGGUUGGGUAUGAGGUGACAUGCCGCCUAGGACGAUCGAUCAGCGACGUGCUGCACCGGGUCGGCUUCCACCCUACGUGCGUGGCGGGGGUCUUUGGAGCCUCAGCCACGGCUGGGAAACUCGCGGGUUUCGACGCGAGCCAAAUCGAGCAUUUGUUUGGGGUUGUGGGGAGCAUGGCCAGCGGGUCGCUGCAGUGUUUCGAGAACGGCGGCUGGAACAAACGCUUCCACCCGGGCAUCGCGGCGCACAAUGCCCUGCUGGGCGUUCAAUUCGUCAAGGCCGGCAUGGUGGGCGCCGCCCGCGCCAUCGACGGCAAGCGCGGCCUGCUGCACUCGUACGCACGCCUGUCGGAGCCGGACCUGCACAUUGUCGAGAGCCUGGGCACGUUCUGGGAGACGUCCAACACGGCCAUCAAGCCGUACCCGUCGUGCCGCCUGGUCCACGGUCCGAUCGAGGCGGCUUACGCACUGCGAAAGCAGUUUCCAGACGACCUUGACCUGGACGCGGCACUGUCAGGUAAAGACAUCGAAGUCACCAUCGGCCCCAAGGCUUUCCAUGGUGUCGGCAGCCCCGCUGCCAACAAGUUCCGCCCGACCAACGUCGUCGAGGGCCAGUUCAGCCUGUACUUCCAGUUCGCCGUGGCCUGGCUGUACGGUUCCAACGCUUGGGACUCGUACCAACUCCUCCAAGACGAGAAGGUGCUGGCACUGUGCCGGCGGAUCAAGGUGCACGUCGACGACUCACUCCGCGACGGCUCGCUUGUGACCGUCGCCCAGCUCGGCGACAAGUGCGUCAAGGUCGAGUACCCGCUCGGUGAGCCCGAGAACCCCAUCGGCCUGCGCGAGGUCGAGAGGUUAAAGUUCCUCCCCAUGGCCGAGAAGGUCUACGGCGUCCAGGGUGCUAGGGAUAUCUUGGCCUUGUUCUACGACCUGGAGAACCAGGACGAUCUGAGCGUUUUCACCAAGGCACUUAGAACCUAG